Messenger RNA from Gekko japonicus, 3208 nucleotides. RefSeq names its product platelet endothelial aggregation receptor 1 (gene PEAR1). Gene Ontology annotation, cellular component: membrane. The transcript is spliced from 21 exons. Bases 22 to 3030 code for a protein of 1002 amino acids. NCBI's taxonomy places the organism in Eukaryota, Metazoa, Chordata, Lepidosauria, Squamata, Gekkonidae. The record is from RefSeq and is a predicted model, not a curated record. Gene Ontology annotation, molecular function: protein binding.
UGGGAGGCGCUCUGAGGAAGGAUGAAGAGGUGCACCGUUCUCUGGCUGUGGAUGCAGCUGGACUGGGGGGCGCUGCUAAGUCCCAACGACCCCAAUGUCUGCAGCCACUGGGAAAGUUUUACCACACCCUCCAAGGAGUCGUAUGUGCAGCCAUUUGCCCAGGUCUUCGAGGAACCCUGCAACAGGAUGUGGCCCUUUGCCAAGACCUGCAUUCAGCACAGGGUCCUGUACAAGGCAGCCUAUCGCCAAGGCGUGAAGGUCGACUACCGGAGGAGGCACCGCUGCUGCCGGGGCUACUACGAGCGGGCCGACCUCUGCGUCCCGCGCUGCACCCAGGAGUGUGUGCACGGCAGGUGUGUGGCUCCGGACCAGUGCCAGUGCGAGCAGGGGUGGCGGGGGGCCGACUGCUCCAGCGACUGCAGCAAGCUGUUCUGGGGGCCGGAUUGCAAGAGCUCUUGCACCUGUGUGAACGGAGGCACUUGUGACCCUCUGACGGGGGCCUGCACUUGCCCACCAGGCUACAGGGGGCCCCUGUGCCAAGAGCCGUGUGCCCCAGGAAUGUACGGCCAAGAAUGCUUGCUGGGUUGCCACUGUGAGAAUGCCGCUUCCUGCGACAGGGUGACUGGAGCUUGCCUGUGCCCCCCGGGAUUCACUGGACCCCAUUGUGAGGUCCCUUGCCUCAACGGCAGCAGUGGAGUCUGGUGCCACGCCGACUGCGUUUGCCAGAACGGGGGCAUCUGCCACCCCUCCAACAGCAGCAACUGUGCCUGCCCUCCCGGGUGGAUGGGCGCCAUCUGUUCCGUCCCCUGCCCUGAGAGGCGCUUUGGCUCCAGCUGCCAGGGGGAGUGCCUCUGCCACAACGGAGGCCAGUGUGACCUGGUCAGUGGGCAGUGCCAGUGCACAGCCGGCUACAUUGGAGAGCGGUGCCGGGAGGAAUGCCCCAUUGGCAAGUAUGGGCAGGACUGCAGCCAGACCUGCGACUGCGCCAACGGCGGCCACUGCUUCCACAUCAACGGGGGCUGCCUCUGUGAGGCCGGUUACUACGGCAGCCGCUGUGAGGAGCGCAAGUGCCCGGCCGGCUUGUAUGGCCUGACCUGCCUUCGGCCGUGCCCCUGUGACCCUCGGCACACACAGAGCUGCCACCCACUGACCGGGGAAUGUACCUGCAAACCGGGCCGGGCCGGGCUUUCCUGCAACGAGACCUGCCCCCACGGAUACCACGGGGCCGGCUGCCGGGAGCCCUGCCUGUGUCUGAAUGGGGGGACUUGUGACAGUGAGACCGGGCUCUGCCUCUGUGCAGCGGGCUACACGGACGAGCACUGCUCCCGCCCCUGCCCCUCCGACACCUACGGGGCGAACUGCUCCCUGCGUUGUGCCUGCCGGAAUGCCUUCGCCUGCUCCCCCGUGGACGGGGCCUGCGCCUGCAAAGAAGGCUGGCACGGAGUGGACUGUUCCGCCCCCUGCCCCGCGGGCACCUGGGGUGCUGGGUGCAACGGGAGCUGCCAGUGUGCCAACGCCGCUGCCUGCAGCCCUGUCAGUGGGGUGUGUUCGUGUGGCCCAGGCUGGCACGGCAGCCGGUGUGAGGAACCCUGCCCGGACGGGUCCCAUGGCUUGGGCUGCAGCCAGAAAUGCGCCUGCCAGAAUGCGGACGGCUGUGAUCCUGGGACGGGGCAGUGCCGUUGCCUACCCGGAUGGACAGGCCCCCAUUGCAGCCAAAGGUGUGCGGCCGGCCGGUGGGGCCUGCGGUGCCUCCAGACCUGUACCUGCAAGAACGGGGCCAUCUGCUCGCCCCAGGAUGGGAGCUGCGACUGCCCCCCAGGCUUCCGGGGACCCCAGUGCCAGCGCCGUAAGGGGAGGUGCUUGAACCGCGGUUGUCCUCUUGUGGGGAGGAUGUGCCGUCACGGUCUGGCCCCUUCGGCUGAGACACCCUGUGAGGCCCGCCCGCGUCUCAGAACUGACCCUCCUGGUGUGGUCUGUACAGGCUGCCCGCUCGGGUUCUUUGGGGACAACUGCACCCAUCAGUGCCAGUGCCAGAACGAGGCCCAGUGCCAUCCUGAAACUGGGCGGUGCUUGUGUCUCUCCGGCUUCACCGGUGCCCGCUGUGAAACCAGAACAGAAAACCCCGACCAUCCUUUUGCUAUGGUUCCUGCACCUCCCACUGGCUACAGCGGCACCCUGGGGGCUGUGAUUGGCAUCGGCGUGAUGGCUGCCUUGCUGGUGGCGGUCUUGGCCCUCUUCCUCUACUACCGGCACUGGCAGAAGGGCAAGGAGAGCCAGCACCUAUCUGUGGCCUACACCACAGGGCGGACAGACACUUCCGAGUAUGCUGUGCCAGACAUCCCUCCCAGUUACACCCACUAUUACUCCAACCCCAGUUACCAUACUCUGUCGCCGUGUGCUCCAAGCCUUCCCGUGCCCAGCAUCCCAGAGCAGCCGCCUCCCAGUAAGCUGGCCAGCGGCCAGCUUUUCUCCAGCGCCAAGAGCCUGGAGCGGGAUUGGCCAGGGCUCUACGGCGGCGUGGAUUGCAACGCCACCCUUCCCGCAGACUGGAAGCACCAGGGCAGCACUCCGGCACUGAGCCACCGAGGGCUGGGAGGAAGCCAGAUUGAUCGCAGCUACAGCUACACCAAUGGGCUAGGAAAAUACCACCACAGAGAGUGCGUCCGGGAGGAGCCCUUGUGCCGCAGUGACAGCUCCCUGAGCAGCGAGAACCCCUACGCCACCAUCAAGGACCUGCCCGUCCUGGCUGGCAAGCCAUCCGAGGGCGGCUACAUGGAGAUGAGGGCGCCGGCCAGGCGGGAGCUGUCCUACGCAGAGAUCGGGCUCUUCGAAGCCUCCGCCCAGAGCCUGGAGGAGGAGGAGGAAGGAGAAAACGGCUUGCUUGGGGCAGGCGGCCCCUCACAGGCAACUCCCGACGUCCCCCCAAACCACUACGAUUCCCCGAAGAACAGCCACAUCCCCAGCCACUAUGACGUGCCGCCCGUUCGCCACUAUUCGCCUUCACCGCCACGCCGGAGACGAGACAGAUGAGGCCGGGCCCGAGCGCUGCAGUCCGUCCCUCCUCGCUUUCUGCUCCUGCGUCUGCCCGCCCGAGAACGGCGCCCCGUCCAGAGGGCCAGUCCUGCCACACCUCGUUUUCAUGUGGAGCAUCAGGCUGAGCGGCAAGCGACAGCCUCCCUCGGGAGCCAGCCUCCCUCCCAGCCGUCGU